Suillus fuscotomentosus is the source of this 2003-nucleotide messenger RNA. RefSeq lists its product as uncharacterized. The coding region runs from base 76 to 1932 and encodes 618 amino acids. The transcript is spliced from 2 exons. The record is from RefSeq and is a predicted model, not a curated record. Lineage: Eukaryota; Fungi; Basidiomycota; Agaricomycetes; Boletales; Suillaceae.
UUAAAAGCGUGUCAACUCCGCCCUUAUUACCAUCUUGGACCUUGGUCACGAGAACUACUGGCACGGUCCAACAUUAUGGACUUGUCGCAGCUAGAACUCCCCAUCACAUCUUACUUUGGGCGAAAUAAGAAGGACAAGAGAGAGGCAGAACCAGCCAAGAAGAGAAAACUCUCGGCGGCUGCGGACGACAGGGGAGGUCCAGGAAAACGGGAAAGGCGGGCAGCAGUUUCUGCUGAUGCGCGUAAGGGUCCUCGGGGCAGCGCCAAACAGACAAAGACAACUAAGAAGCAAAUAAAGUUUCCUACUUCGAAGUCUCCGGUCGCAUCGACCUCCAGCCGGAGAGAGAGAGCAUCACCACCCGGACCAUCUCACGAUGUAGUGGUCAUCGGCUCAUCACCCGAGCGGCCGGUUGCAGGCAGCUCUCACUCAGUGAAGAGUACCUCAAACACUGUCUCCCAUAGAAUAAAGGCUCCUGUGCAUCUUGCUAGUGCUCCGGAGCAGUCUCUAGCCACUCCUCCCCCAACAAACCAAACGAAGAAGCGAACGCUCACAGUAAGCACUGCGGUGGUUCAGCUCCUCUCUCCGAGGGCCACCCCCACUACGAUUAUUCCUGCCAUUACAUCUUUACCUACUCCAGAGACCAAUGUGCGCAAACCCAGCAAUAUACAUGCACCGUCCGGUUUGCGCACAGUCGUUGGUGCAACGUCGCCACGCAGAGCCAAGAAUGGGUCCGACCCUCGUAUACCAUCAAGCCUCUCUCCAGGUUCUGCCCCGCUCAUUAAGAAGCUCAUUGUCCCAAUAGAUACCGACAGAGACGUCCAGUCAAGAAAACAUGCGGAUGGCUUCAAUGGGACAAAGCAGGCAAUAGAUUCUGAUGACCCAUUUAUCUGUGCGUCCAGAGACAACGAAGUGGUCCAUGCAAUACCUGCAUCUUCUCCAGAUUUACCAUUUAAGAACUUGCACUCUGCUCCUGCUAUAAUUGAAGAACUUGUCCCGUCGUCGCAAAGUCAAUACUUGCUUGCGUUAGAUGCGACGCCUAGUCGCAAGCGGAUAGCAAGACCUGCAUCAAUCAACUAUGAGCCUAUCCCAAGCUCACAGUCCCAGGAGGAGGGAGUGAUGAGCAUGUCAUCUUUGUCCGGAAGCUUGCUGAAUAAGUGGUCGCUGACAAGAAUCGAAGUCGAUUUCCCAACACCGCAUCCCAUUGCACAUGUUGCCCAUAAUAAUCGCAGCGAGCGCAAUCCACUGCACCAAUUUACCCUUGGGUCGAGCCCUGCUACAUCUCCCGUUGUUUCUCCGUCUAGAAGAUUCUCUCAUUCGUUUUUGGCAACCAAAUCUCCAAGAAAUAGAUUCUCGUUCAUUGCGUCGCCGUCUCGCAGCCCUUUGAAAGGGACUCCACGCCGCAUUCUAGACAAGAUCACGCCCCUCAAUAAGCCCGUGGAGCACCCAGGGCCCGUUGAGGACGACUCUGUCACAGAGCCAGAGUCAGAACCAGAAGUACUCAAACCUGCUCAAGAUGACGACUCCGAAACUGAGCCCGAAUCGGUAAUAGAGGUACUCAAACCUGCUCAAGAUGAUGACUCCGAAACCGAGCCAGAAUCAGAACCGAUUGUCAGACCCCCGACAGAGAUCCCAAACCACAAAUCGGAAGACGUGGCCCAGCAACCUCGAGCAAUUGCAUCUAGAACCUCCAUCCCACAUUCAAACCCAUCCACCAUACUUUCUCCCUAUAGAAAGCGGCGUACAUUCGAUUCGUCGUGCACUUCCUCGCUGGACGAUUUGAUGCAACAGGGCGCUGGAAUGAGUGUCCCAGCCUCACGCAGACCUUUCUUAUUACCUUCAAAAACCCCACCGCCUGCGGCGAGAGAUUUCCUCGAGAUGUUCCAAGACGAUGGAAGUUACCCUGAUGAUUUCCCGGAAUCCCUGCGUUGUUAAAAUUUAAGUCGAGUAUUGGUUAGCAGAGCACAGAAGCAGUCGUUGGAUUAUUAUGCGCAUGGACGUUGGUU